UAUUAAGAAAACAAGAAGUGUGGCUUGAUGUGGCAUUUUCACAUGACCAUAACAAAUGUUGAUAUUCCCUUGAUGUGGCAUUUUCACAUGACCAUAACAAAUGUUGAUAUUCCCUCCUAAAGCCGCCAUUACAGCCCUGCAUUUCCGUUGCAUUACUUGUCAGAGCUGCCGCCAUGGAAGCUCUCACAAUGCUCAACGCUUCCAACACUUUUUCUCCAGCACUACUUAAAUUCCAGUCCUCCAGCUCUGCACUGAGCUGCAGAAAAAGUACUCGCUUUUUGGAGUCGUCCUCUUGUAAUUCCAGUCGGGGAGCUCUUGUGGCGAAGAAUGUGGCCGUCCGGGGAUUGGAGGCAACAGAAAUUCCGAAAGAAGACUGCAAAUCUUCACGUCCGCUUCCUUCUCCCAGACCCUUGGAAGACGCUGGAAAGUCUCUUCCGGCGCCAUUGAUGGAGGUUAAGGUGGAGUCAUUGCAGUACGAGGCAGGAUUUAUCGGCGGUAUCUCAGAGAAGACGAGAACAGUUCCGGAUUGUGAAGAAGUUCCGGCGGCGAUUUCAUAUCUGACUGGCAUUCUGUCGUCCAGGGUUUAUGACGUGGCUAUUGAAACGCCUUUGCAUUUUGCGCCAAAGUUGUCGCACAAGACUGGCGUCAACAUUCGGCUGAAACGAGAGGAUUUACAACCUGUUUUUUCAUUUAAGUUGCGUGGAGCAUACAACAUGAUGGCCAAGCUACCUCAGGAGCAGCUAGAGAGAGGAGUUAUUUGCUCAUCAGCUGGUAAUCAUGCUCAAGGAGUUGCGUUGGCAGCACAAAGACUCAACUGUGAUGCAGUGAUUGUGAUGCCUUUGACAACUCCUGAAAUCAAGUGGAAAUCAGUUGAGCGUCUUGGUGCAACAGUUGUUCUUUUUGGAGAUUCAUAUGAUGAUGCUCAGCAUUAUGCCAAGAAACGCUGUGAGGAGGAGGGACGCACCUUUAUUCCACCUUUUGAUCAUCCAGAUGUCAUUGCAGGCCAGGGAACUGUUGGAAUGGAAAUUAUACGUCAACAUCAGGGCCCAUUACAUGCUGUAUUUGUGCCAGUUGGGGGAGGUGGCUUAAUUGCUGGCAUUGCUUCUUAUAUAAAGCAAGUCCGCCCUGAGGUUCGUAUAAUUGGUGUGGAACCAGCAGAUGCAAAUGCCAUGGCACUUUCUUUGCAUCAUGGAAAGAGAGUGAUUCUGGAGCAUGUUGGAGGCUUUGCAGAUGGGGUUGCAGUAAAGGUUGUAGGAGAAGAAACAUUCCGCUUGUGCAGGGAGUUGCUGGAUGGAGUGGUUCUUGUUGGUCGUGAUGCUAUCUGUGCAUCGAUAAAGGACAUGUUUGAAGAGAAAAGAAGUAUUCUAGAGCCAGCUGGGGCUUUGGCUUUAGCUGGAGCAAAAGCAUAUUGCAAAUAUUAUGGACUAAAGGAUGAAACAGUAGUAGCCAUAACAAGUGGAGCAAAUAUGAACUUUGGACGUCUGGGGCUUGUGACUGAACUUGCUGAUGUUGGUGCUCAAAGGGAGGCUGUUCUUGCAACAUUUCUUCCAGAGGAGCUUGGUAGUUUUAAGAAGUUUUGUCAUUUGGUUGGGUCAACAAAUAUCACUGAAUUCAAGUAUCGAUGUGAUCCAAACAAAGAUGAAGCACUCGUCUUGUAUAGUGUUGGUAUUCAUACAGAUGUGGAUCUCAAAGCCAUGAAGGGUCGCAUGACAUCUUCUGGUUUCAAAACGAUUGACCUCACAGACAAUGACUUGGCUAAGGAUCAUCUCCGUCAUCUUAUGGGAGGUCGUGCAGCUGUGGAAAAUGAACUUAUUUGCAGAUUUGUCUUUCCUGAAAGGCCUGGUGCAUUGAUGAAGUUUUUAGACACAUUUAGUCCACGUUGGAAUAUAAGCCUAUUCCACUACCGCGCUCAGGGUGAGAUGGGUGCAAAUGUAUUGGUUGGUAUGCAAGUUCCAGCUGAAGACACACAAGAAUUUUCAGCCCGAGCUUGUAGUCUUGGAUAUGAAUAUGAGGAUGAAAGACACAAUGAAGCCUUAAAACUGCUGCUCACUAAGCUAGCCUAAAUGGCCUCCAUUAUAAUAAAGAUUAUUAGACAUCUCCAAACCAGACAAGAAAAAUCUUACAAAUUGACCCAUUGUUGCUCGCCGAUCCAUGUUUCAAAUGUCAAAGGAAACAUUAUUUAAGUGGUGUAUGAGUUAAAUGACAGAUUAAAUAGGUGCAUAGAUAAAGGUUCAGGAUAACGAAACCAUUGUGGUGAACACAAUCUUUAAAUCUUCCAGUGUUCAUGAGAAAUAUUACAUCUUGUAUAUCGUCUUAUAACAGGUGCUUUGGGGGAUCAAAAUAUUCAUCUUAAUUGAGGACUCAUUUUUCCUAUCCA
Molecule: messenger RNA, 2377 nt
Organism: Cryptomeria japonica (Japanese cedar)
Lineage: Eukaryota; Viridiplantae; Streptophyta; Pinopsida; Cupressales; Cupressaceae
Product: threonine dehydratase 1 biosynthetic, chloroplastic
Exons: 9
Coding region: 174-2063 (629 amino acids)
Biological process (GO): L-threonine catabolic process
Molecular function (GO): threonine deaminase activity; pyridoxal phosphate binding
Source: RefSeq, a predicted model, not a curated record